Molecule: messenger RNA, 1254 nt
Organism: Prunus persica (peach)
Lineage: Eukaryota; Viridiplantae; Streptophyta; Magnoliopsida; Rosales; Rosaceae
Product: F-box protein At4g35733
Exons: 1
Coding region: 1-1254 (417 amino acids)
Source: RefSeq, a predicted model, not a curated record
AUGUCUGGUGUUCCAUAUAUACACACUCUAACAAGACCAAGGAAUAAAAAGAAUGACUACACACAUCCCUUAAGCACCAGUACUGGUAGCAGUCAGGUGUCAGAUAAAUGGGCAAGUAUUCCCCUUCUCUUUUUGAUUCUAGAUAAGUUGUGGGAACCCUGUGACCAUAUUCGGGUUGCUGGCGUUUGCAAGCAAUGGCGUGUUGCUGCAAAAGAAUACAAUCGCAUAACGCAACAUUGGCGUGAGCUUCCUCUUCCCAUGUUUCUGAUUUCAACAGCAUCCAAAGGAGAGCUAGAACUGUACAGCUUUCCCGGAGGAAAAACCUCCGACAUUGAGUUAUCAGUGCCUUGUAAUACGAUUAGUAUGUGCCAUGGCCAUGGCUGGUUAGCCACAAUGGAUGUAUUAUCAGUGCCUAAAUUGAAAUUUCGUUGGCACAAACAAGAACCAUGGACUAUAACUCUGGUGAACCCUUUCAGAAAAGCAGCGGUGCCCAUUCGUCUCCCUCACUUGAGUUUCAGUUACCUCCAUAUGUAUCAUCACCUGGGUUAUUUUAAUUUGAAUGUCCUCCGAAAGUACUCCACCAAGGUCUUAUUCCCGAAGGUUAUCUUAUCUGAGGAUCCCACACUGAAUCCAGACAGUUAUAUGGUUGCAGUCCUUUACAAACAUAAACCUGAGUUGGCUUUCACUAAAGGAGGAAGAAAACAUUGGAUUUACAGCGGGAAAAUUACACGGGACUUGCUUAGGGAUGUUAUAUUUCAUAAAAAUCAAGUCUUUGCAGUUGCAGGGUGGGGAAACAUUUUUUCCAUUGAUAUCAGUAGGAAGCGAAUAAAAGCAAAGAUUCUUACCCCGCAAGAACGUCCAUUUGCAAGUUCCGCUUAUAAAGCUUAUCUGGUGGAAUCAACUAAGGGAGACUUGUUGCAUGUUCGAAGAUUGCAUAAAGAUAGAUAUUGUGCCGGUGAAGAGAGAUUCAUGGUUUACAAAUUGGUGUUCAAUGGGAGGGAUGGAUCUGUGCAGCAUGUUAAAUUGAGAAGUCUUGGAGAUGAGGUUAUGUUCCUGAGUAACCAUUGUGGUAUAUCAGUUUUGGCUUCAAACUUUCCUCGGUGCCAACCCAAUUCCAUAUAUUAUACAGAUUAUUAUGCACCGACUAAAAUAGGCCAUUUCAAUUUAGAGGAUGAAACCAUUACACAAUAUGAUUACUCUUUGUUCAUGCCAAAUGCGAUUUGGAUUGCGCACCUGUUUACUGGGCUCUGCUAG